AUGGAUCCGAACAACAACAACAAUCGCAUGCCUGCGAACUACGGCUACAAUGACCGCAACUACAACGCGGCCAACAGCCGUGCCUAUCCCACGACUCCAUCCGCUUUCCCCCAACCGAUCUAUCAGAACCCAGGAGCUCAGGACUAUGUCGACCCCUCAAAUCCCGCUUACGCCCCGGGAUACUUCAUGCAACAUCCCUAUACUGCCCAGAAUCCUCAGUAUGCUCAACAGCAGCAGCAGCAGCAACAGCAACAGCAUCAGCAGUAUGCGCAGCAACAGGCCCUGCAAUCACCUCAGGCAGCCUACCAGACCCGCCCCGGGUAUGCCAAUGAUGCGACAAACGGGUUGAUCCAGCAAUUCUCCAACCAGGACCUGAACGCCAACCGAGGGGGUUUCUUCAACCGGGCUCCGUCCCCGGCCUCUCGUCCUCGAACCGCGGGAGGAUCGCCGGCCGGCCAGGCGCAGGCUGCACACCUUGUCCCUCCAGUGCCUCGAAGCCCCCGCCCGCCAUCGGAGCACGAGGAGUUGCAGCGCCACCCAGAACGGUACUCGGAGAAUGUCCACAAGCGCGGCAAGGCUGCCAAGGAGUUGGUUACGGUCUUCUUCCACGAGAACAUUGAGCGAGCUCGUGAUCGUAACAUGCGCUCCGUUGACCUGGACAAGACCCUCCAAGACGCGAACAUUCCCGCGACCCAAAAGCGCCAAGAAGCAGAGGGAAUCUCCAAGAGAGAAUCAGACUUUUUGCGAUUCCUCCGCACCAAGGAGACCCCACAGAACUUCCAGACCAUCAAGAUCAUCGGAAAGGGCGCUUUCGGAGAGGUGAAAUUGGUGCAGCGCAAAACGGAUGGCAAAAUCUACGCCCUCAAGUCUCUCAUUAAAUCGGAGAUGUUCAAGAAGGAUCAGUUGGCGCACGUUCGGGCUGAGCGUGAUAUUCUAGCAGACUCAAAGGACAACCCUUGGCUGGUCAAGCUGCACGCUUCCUUCCAGGAUACAGCCUACCUCUAUCUGCUGAUGGAGUUUUUGCCCGGUGGUGACUUGAUGACAAUGCUUAUCAAGUACGAGAUUUUCUCCGAGGAUAUCACACGUUUCUACAUGGCCGAAGUCGUCAUGGCUAUUGAGGCCGUUCACAAGCUUGGUUUCCUUCACCGUGACAUCAAACCUGACAAUAUUCUUCUCGACCGUGGUGGCCAUGUGAAAUUGACCGAUUUCGGUCUAUCCACUGGCGGUAAAAAGACCCACGAUAACGCCUAUUACCAGAACCUCCUGAAGAACUCCACGUCAAAGGAUCGUAACCGUAACUCCGGCUACUUCAACGACGCCAUCAAUCUGACGGUCUCCAAUCGUGGCCAAAUCAACACGUGGCGAAAGUCUCGCCGUGCCAUGGCGUAUUCCACUGUUGGAACACCCGAUUACAUCGCGCCAGAGAUUUUCAACGGCCAAGGAUACACGUAUCUCUGUGACUGGUGGUCAGUGGGUGCCAUUAUGUUUGAAUGUCUUGUCGGCUGGCCGCCAUUCUGUGCGGAGGAAACGCACGAGACUUAUCGCAAGAUUGUCAACUGGCGCGAGUGCUUAUACUUCCCCGACGAGCUGGUUCUCUCUCGUGAGUCUGAAUCAUUGAUUCGAAGCUUCUUGUGUGAUCCUGAACACCGUAUUGGCAGCGAGGGUGGACAGCACGGGGGUGCCACGCAAAUAAAGAACCAUCCGUUCUUCCGUGGUGUUGUAUGGGAUCAGCUACGCAACAUCCGGGCGCCCUUCGAGCCUCGCCUCAGCUCCAAUAUCGAUGUGUCGUACUUCCCCAUUGACGAGAUCCCUCAGGAGGAUACAAGCGCCAUCCACCGUGCCCAAGCUCGGGCCAUGCCAGAGUCGCAAGAGGCCGAGAUGAGUUUACCAUUCAUCGGUUACACCUACAAAGCCUUCAAUGCUUUCCAGAGCAACUAA
Molecule: messenger RNA, 1938 nt
Organism: Penicillium diatomitis
Lineage: Eukaryota; Fungi; Ascomycota; Eurotiomycetes; Eurotiales; Aspergillaceae
Product: serine/threonine protein kinase CBK1
Exons: 4
Coding region: 1-1938 (645 amino acids)
Biological process (GO): peptidyl-serine phosphorylation; intracellular signal transduction
Molecular function (GO): ATP binding; protein serine/threonine kinase activity
Source: RefSeq, a predicted model, not a curated record